AUGUCUGAAAAUUCGUUCCGGAUUGGUGACACACCUGUGCCGCCUAAAAAACGUGCCCGACUGGAUGUAUCAACGGUUGACACUGUUAACGGUUCGACGGAUGCUACCUCUUUUCGUCCUGAGAAUAUGCAUUUAAUAUCUGUUCUUCAAAACGAUCUUCGAAAUAAGUGUUUAGUGUUACAUACUCGUUUUGGCGAUGAUCCAAAGGAAGCUAUUGUUACACUUCAGAAAUCAUCAUUCCCAAAUGAUCCAAACACUUUAAAACGUUGUAAAGUAGUUAAUAAGCUCAUCGGUCUCCAUAUUUCCGACGAUAUUGAUGACCAAUGCCAUGAAAAGGAUAAAACUGACGAGACUGAAAAUGAUACUUUUCCCCAAUGGCAAGCCAAAUCCAUUAUGAAGAACGAUAUUUAUCAUCGCUUCCUUAUAACAAACGGUCUAGAGUCCAUUAAUGGUAUUGAAAUGACUGUGACGUAUCCUGCAGAAUCACAUCACUUUAGUAGAUAUGCCAACUCCCCUCGUCAUAUUAUUCAGGAGACUCCUGUGUUGUAUAAGGAUGUCAUUCUCCCUUUUUUGUCCCAGAAACCCAAGGAUCUUACUUGGAUUGAUAAUGUAGUAGCAGGAAUCGCUGAACAAGAUCGUACUCUUCACAAUGAUGCUGAUGAAAUGUUUGGUUUUACUUUAGUAUUAGAUUACCGAUGGGAUGGGUUACGCAUCCAAGAACUUCAUUGUUUGGGUAUUGCUCACGACCAAAAGCUAACUUGUCUACGGGAUCUCCGUAGCUGCCAUGUUCCAAUGCUAAAAAGGAUUUUGCAGCUGGGUCGUGAUACACUCUUUCACAAAUAUUCUAAAUCAGAAACAUCCGAUAAUCAAAUGUCCGGUGAUAAUCCGAAAAUUAUUUUAUCAAAAGACCAGAUUCUUGCUUAUAUACAUUAUCCACCGACCUUUUAUAGAUUUCAUAUUCACUUUGUGCACAUAGAUUCUGGAGACAACUAUGGCACUAAUGCAUGUAGAGCACAUAUACUCGAAGAAGUUAUUCGAAAUCUCGAACAAGAUGAUCUGUACUAUGCAAAUCGUACAAUAACUAUGUUUCUGCAUGCUAAUAAUCCCAUGUUUGCAGCUAUUUGUCAGAACAGUUCCCAUAUACCUAUUGUCGGUUCAGCUCCUGAUUAA
This is a messenger RNA of Schistosoma bovis, 1170 nucleotides long. Lineage: Eukaryota; Metazoa; Platyhelminthes; Trematoda; Strigeidida; Schistosomatidae. The record is from the annotation of a GenBank genome assembly.